This is a messenger RNA of Lachancea thermotolerans CBS 6340, 1218 nucleotides long. It is a transcript of the gene SCW10, whose product is annotated as putative family 17 glucosidase. Lineage: Eukaryota; Fungi; Ascomycota; Saccharomycetes; Saccharomycetales; Saccharomycetaceae. Bases 1 to 1218 code for a protein of 405 amino acids. The record is from RefSeq and is a predicted model, not a curated record. Gene Ontology annotation, cellular component: cell surface; fungal-type cell wall; extracellular region. The transcript has a single exon. Gene Ontology annotation, biological process: carbohydrate metabolic process; cell wall organization. Gene Ontology annotation, molecular function: glucan endo-1,3-beta-D-glucosidase activity; 1,3-beta-glucanosyltransferase activity.
AUGCGUUUCUCCCAAGUUCUGUCUUCCGCGUCGAUGAUCGGCGCGUCGCUGGCGUCGCCCCUCGGCCAUGAGCACGCCGAGCACAAGCGCGCUGUCGCGUACGUGACCAACGUGCAGACCACGACCGUCUACGGUACCGCUCCUCAGCAGAUUGGCGGUGCGUCGACCACCGUGUCUCUGGACGCGUCCAACACGCUCGCACAGCAAGCCGCCACUCAGACCUCGUCCUUGUCCGAGGUUUCCAGAGGCGUCGCUGCCGUUCCUAGCGAGGCGACCUCGACCGUGUCUGAGUCGUCUUCCUCGAGCUCUGCCGCCUCGAGCACUUCUGUUGCGUCCAACUCUGCUGCUGCCUCGAGCUCUGCCUCCGCCUCUAGCUCUGCUUCCGCCUCGAGCUCCGCUAGCUCUUCGAGCUCUCAGGCCUCUUCUACCGCCUCCAGCUCCGUGGGCUCCGGUGGUGCCAAGGGUAUCACCUACUCUCCUUACAGCGACUCCGGCUCCUGUAAGAGCUCUUCCCAGAUCGCUUCUGAGCUGAGCCAGCUGUCCGGUUUCGACAUCAUCAGAUUGUACGGUGUCGACUGUGACCAGGUUAGCGCUGUCUUGCAGGGCAAGUCCUCCAACCAAAAGUUGUUCUUGGGUGUCUAUUACGUCAACGCUAUCGAGGACGGUGUUAACGCCAUCAAGGAUGCCAUCAACUCUUACGGUUCCUGGGACGACGUCUACGCUGUUUCCAUCGGUAACGAGCUGGUUAACGGCGGUGAGGCCACCGUUUCCCAGGUUGGCUCUUACGUCGAGGAGGGUAGAACUCAUUUGACCGCCGCAGGCUACAAUGGUCCAGUCGUGUCUGUCGACACUUUCAUCGCUGUCAUUAACAACCCAGGCUUGUGUGACCACUCCGACUUCAUGGCCGUCAACGCCCACGCCUACUUUGACUACAACACCGCCGCUGAAGACUCCGGUACCUGGGUCAUGGAACAGAUCGAGAGAGUCUGGGGUGCUUGCCAGGGUAACAAAAACGUUUUGAUCACUGAAUCUGGCUGGCCAUCCGUUGGUCAAACCUUGGGCAAGGCUGUUGCUUCCAAGGAAAACCAGAAGUCCGCUAUCUCCUCCAUUAAAUCUGUCUGCGGUAACUCUGUCAUUCUUUUCACCGCUUUCAACGACUACUGGAAGGCUGAUGGUGCCUACGGUUGUGAGAAGUACUGGGGUAUCUUCUCCGACUAA